Seminavis robusta is the source of this 3498-nucleotide messenger RNA. The record is from the annotation of a GenBank genome assembly. NCBI's taxonomy places the organism in Eukaryota, Bacillariophyta, Bacillariophyceae, Naviculales, Naviculaceae.
CUGAUACAAGGCAUAGCGCGCACUACGCAACGCGACUUGAACAUCUGGUUGACUCUGACUCCCACUUCUCUCGCACCAAUUUUCCAAACUUGAGUUCGAUCGAAGAACAACAGGCAGCAGUUGUUGCUGGGCCCACCAAACACUGCUUAUCGGCCAUUGAAUUGCAGUUAAAGAGUAUAAAGCUACUCGUAAUAGCUGGUGGUUCUCCAGCUCUACCAUAUUGGGCUGGAACACAAAGAAGCAACAAUUUUAUUCUAAAGACCCAACCAUCUGUACAAGCAGCAAGAAAAGGCAACGCUGCUUUGUUGCGUCGGAAAAAACACAAGCUGUUAAUAAUACCCAGGCUGCACCGAGAACCACCACGAAAACGACGUGGCGAUUGUAUAGUGCUCUGUCUUCUCCCGUUCCUUUAUCUAUCCUUGCCUCCAACCAUCGCAAUCCCCACUACAAAUACACAUUGAACAUAUCCACCAUGUCAUUGUCAACAUCACCAACAGAAGCCGCAGGUCGUUCGAUCGUCAAUUUUGACACGGAGGACGACCUUCGUUUGGCGCUCAUGAACAUGAAUAUUGCUUCUCGCGAAGACUGCGCAGAGCAUCGCGACGCAGCAGACGACGAGCGAAUGGACGACACUGCAGCAGCAGAGGACGACGCAGAAGAAGUGUCUCUGGACGAUGAUUGGGAUUGGACGUUGACCAACUACGACGCGGAAACCACAGAACCUCAAACGAUUGCCAAGGAGGUCCAGCGUUUGAGAGUCCUCCAGUCCUAUCAGAUUGUCGGUGCCGAACGAGAAGAGGCGUUUGAUCGACUGUGUGAUCUGGGUGCUCGAGUAUUCGAUGUUCCAUUGACCUUUGUGGUUCUGAUUGAUAUUGGACGACAAUGGUUCGCGUCGCAACAUGGACUGGGCGAUUCUCGAGAUGGUCCUCGUAAUUUGGCAUUUUGUCGAUACACAAUCAUGCACAAGGAGGACAUGCUCAUUGUCAACGACUGUACAAAGGACUAUCGGUUUCGCGAUUCCGUCUAUGUCACUGGUGAGGCACACCUGCGGUUUUAUGCAGGAGUUCCGCUGCUGUCGCCGGAAGGACACAGAUUGGGAACCUACUGUAUUGUAGAUACAAAGCCAUGGCACAAUGGCAUGACAGAUGCUCAAAAGGCUAAUUUGAAGGACUUUGCUGCCAUGGCAAUGAAGGCAAUGGUCGAUAGAAGAGAAAUCAAACAAAAGGUCAAUAGAGACGCUUCGCAGCUCGUUGCCUCGGCAGCACAUGAUCUCAUCACUCCGCUCACGGGGAUGCGACAAACACUCAAAACACUACAGGCCGAUGAAGGCUUGCAGAAACAACUCGAACUACGACACAAAAAGAGUCUAGCCACCACCAUGGCCACCGCCGAUAUGAUGCAGCAGAUAUGCACUACAACACUGCAACAUUUGGAAGAAACGGAACAUUCACUAGCUACUUCCAAUACAUGUGAAAAGAAACAAGACAAAGCCAAGCCGAGCAGCGGAACGAACACUGCUCUUCUCACCAGCGGCAACGACGACGGCACUGCGUCUUCUGCUUGUGUGGACGUGAAAGAAUGCAUGCAGCGACUCCAUGGCAUUAUUGAUCCUCUGCCCAAACGAGUUCCAGUCAUCUUUUCGGUAGAGCCGGAUGUACCGCUACACAUCAUGAGCGAUGACGUCAAGAUCCUCAGAGCUUCGCUCAAUCUAUUGUCCAGCGCUUGCUCCAAGACGUUUCAUGGUCAGAUCCAAUUCCGUGUCUUUCAAAGGCUGGGGCAGCUCGUAUUUGAGUGCGAAGAUAGUCGUCCCGCUGCUACUGCAGUAGUUGCAGCAGACCACGAUUGUCUGCACAACAAGUGUGGGACUACGGCUAUGGAACAGGAAAUGUCGACGUUGGGAUUGAAUUCCUUGGCAUCACAAGUCAGCGCUCUUGGGGGCAAAUACGGGUACAGAUCACAUGGCUUGUCACCUCAAAGCAUCGACUCCAAGGGGCGGCCCAAAAAGGGAGCCUACUUUUGGUUCUCCAUUCCCAUCAAGGAGGCAGACGCAUCCAUGAUGAUGCAACCACCCGCGCCAGCAGUGGUCUCACCCAUCACGGAUGCCAACAAGUGCACCACCACGACCCACGUCGAGCAAGAGGUUCUCUCCUCCACGAUUCAUCCCAUUGAAAUGAAACAAGCCAGGUCAGCGGCGACAGUGACUGGGUCUUCAUCGUCAUCAUCCGAGACUCCAAAGAACUCCGCUGCUGCUGCCCAUAAAAUGGACAUUGCAAUGACAACUGAAGACUCCUCCUCCAAGCCAACGAGGUAUAGAAGAGCUCUUGUCAUCGAGGACUCGACGGUCGUUCGGAAGAGCAUUGCACGUGCUCUGUCCAAAAAGGGAUACGAAGUCUUUCAAGCGGUUGAUGGAGUCGAAGGACUGGCAGAGUUGCAGGACAAGAUCUUUGACGUGACAUUUUGCGAUUUCAUGAUGCCGAAUUUGAGUGGACCUCAAUGCGUCCAACAUUAUCGUCAGUGGGAACAAAAGCACCGGCCGCAGUUCUCCCAGUACAUUAUUGGAAUGUCCGCCUACGCCAACGAGGCAGAUAUCAGUAUGGGGCUCGCGGCAGGUAUGAAUGAAUAUCGAGCCAAGCCCAUGACAACCAAAGUGAUUGGAGAAUUGUGCACUGGGCAGGCAGUGCAAAAGUUAAGUGCUAUACUGGACAAGAUCCCAAUGCGACGAAAUCAAUUCGUCUUUCCUGAUUCCGACAAGAAUUGGGGAAGGUCACCUCCGGACGAGGCGAUGGACAAGCUUAUGAGUAAUACGCCCACUCCGCGGCGAACUACUAAUACUCGUGGCAGAGACGACAUGGAGGUGGAAGUGAAGUCGGGCGGGCAAGGUGACAUGCGUUCGUCGAAGCGCCUGAAACUGACCGAACUCGUGUCCAGGGCGAACGUUAUUCCCGAAAAGGUGUGCCUUUUGGGAACCAAGCAGAGCAUGACGAAAGCCGACGCAUUUGCAAGGAACAUGGACGCUCUAGGGUGGAAGAUUGUCACAGUGAAUGAACGGAACGAAGUACUGCAGCUCCUGAAAGCGAACCGGUGGGGCGCGGUGCUACUGUUUGACGACCUCCAAUUGUCGGAAGGUGGGUUUGUUGCAAAGUUUCGCGAGUGGGAGAAGGCCAGCCGGACCGAUCGACAAGACAACGUUUUUCUUGUGAGGGGUUGUGGAACCUAUUCAGGUGGCAGUAGCACCGGCGACAUCCCGAGUGGUUUCGACGGCGAGCUUGACAGGAGCUUGCUCUGGGAGCAAAUAAAGCAUGCUUUGGCACUGGCUCAAGGAAACAUGAAGCCUCCUACAAUAGUCCACGACACCAACUGGAACGUGGUUAGAAGUUAGAGAGUCAAACGAUGUGGGCAGAAGCUCAAGCAACAUUUUUAUCGGGGUGCUCAUCUUUUGCAACUCUACGCUUACGUAAAAGUUAGAAAUACAUAAUAUUUUAAAAUCGCAUCGCGACU